AAGGCAGCAAAAGUGGGUCUCCAGCAAGAAAUGUUUUUGCCUUUUUGGAAUUCCAAGUGAAAAGCUCUCUGCUUUAAACUUGUUGGCAGGAUUAUUUAGUUGGUGCAAGAUAGAUUUUUGUUCAGCCCAUUGCAGCUGUGAUUGUAAAAAAAUACCCCAUUUCUUCACAAGCUUACUUACCAAAGAUAAAAAAUAGGCCACCUCUGAAAGAACAAAAUGGCUACCUACUGUAAGCGUCCUGAUGGCGAUGGCACCUAUAAACGGAUCGAAAACAAAGACCCAAGUCCUAAACAAAGUUGCUGGCAGAGUUUUAUGAUGUGUUGUGGAAAAAGUUCUUCAGGGGAAUCGCAACCUUUUACAAGCACCUGGGCAGGAAAUAAACAAAAAAUGUUUCCAGCAAAUGGUACUCAAAGUGAUGUAGUUAAGAAGGAAGAUUCUGAACCAUAUACAACUUACAGCAUCGAUGAUCAGAACGGUAGAAGCCAUACACCAGGCUUUGGAGACGCCAGCUCUCUGAAGACAAAGAAGGGUACCAGUGAUCAAUAUCAGCGAAGUCCGAGCUUCAAUGGUGCAGACUCCAGCUCUCCAAUGAUGAUCAAAGGUAGCCCCCUACAGGAGGCUUACAGGCCACUAGGUUUCAGCAAAGAGGAUGGAUUUAUGUAUACCGACAUCUUUGCCACACAAACAAGCUUCAAAGAUGGACUAUAUGUAGACAUCAGCAGCUCUGCGCAAAAGCUUCCAGACCAAGCAAGCUUCAAAGAUGAUGAUUAUGCAGACACCAGCAGGCCCACAGGAAAUGGGAGCAGUUUCGCAGGAAGUGCUGCAAGGCAAACAAGCUUCAAAGAUGAGAAAUCUGCAGACACUGGCAGCCCUGCAGGAAACAAGAGCAGUUUCGUAGGAGGUGUUGCAAGGCAAACAAGCUUCAAAGAUGAGAAAUCUGCAGACACCGGUAGCCCUGCAGGAAACAGGAGCAGUUUUGUAGGAAGUGUUGUAAGGCAAACAAGCUUCAAAGAUGAGAAAUCUGCAGACACCGGUAGCCCUGCAGGAAACAGGAGCAGUUUUGUAGGAAGUGUUGUAAGGCAAACAAGCUUCAAAGAUGAGAAAUCCGCAGACACCAACAGCUCUGCAGGAAACAAGAGCAGUUUCGCACGAAGUGCUGUUAGGCAAACAAGCUUCAAAGAGGACAACUCUACAGACACCAGCAGCCCUGCUGGAAACAAGAGCAGUUUCAUAGGAAGUGUUGCAAAGCAAACAAGCUUCAAAGAUGAGAAAUCUGCAGACACCAGCAGCCCUGCAGGAAACAAGAGCAGUUUUGUAGGAAGUGUUUCAAGGCAAACAAGCUUCAAAGAUGAGAAAUCUGCAGACACCGGUGGCCCUGCAGGAAACAAGAGUAGUUUUGUAGGAAGUGUUGUAAGGCAAACAAGCUUCAAAGAUGAGAAAUCUGCAGACACCAGCAGCUCUGUAGGAAACAAGAGCAGUUUCGCACGAACUGCUGUUAGGCAAACAAGCUUCAAAGAGGAGAACUCUGCAGACACCAGCAGCCCUGCAGGAAACAAGAGCAGUUUCAUAGGAAGUGUUGCAAAGCAAACAAGCUUCAAAGAUGAGAAAUCUUCGGACACCGGUAGCCCUGUAGGAAACAAGAGCAGUUUCGUGGGAAGUGUUGUAAGGCAAACAAGCUUCAAAGAAGAGAAAUCUGCAGACACCAGCAACUCUGCGGGAAACAAGAGCAGUUUUGCACGAAGUGCUGUUAGGCAAACAAGCUUCAAAGAUGAGAAUUUUGCAGAGACCAGCAGCCCUGCAGGAAAUGAGAGCAGUUUCCCACGUGGUGUUGUAAGGCAAACAAGCUUCAAAGAUGAGAAAUCUGCAGACACAGGCAGCCCUGCAGGAAACAAGAGCAGUUUCUCAGGAAGUGUUGUUAGGCAAACAAACUUCAAAGAUGAGAUGUCUGCACAUACCAGCAGCCCUAUAGGAAACAAGAGCUGUUUCGAACGAAUUGUUGUUAGGAAAACAAGCUUCAAAGAUGAGGAAUCUAUGGACACCAGCAGCCCUGCAAGAAACAAGAACAGAUUCGUGCGAAGUGCUGUAAGUCAAACAAGCUUCAAAGAUGAGAGAUCUGCAGACCAGCAGCACUAUAGCAAACAAUAGCAGUGUUGAGAGAGCUGCUGCUAGGCUAACAAGCUUCAAAGGAGAUGAACAUGACGAUCCUAGCUCACCAGUUUUAACCAAAAGCAGUACUUUACAACAACAAUUUGGUAGGCAAACAAGCUUCAAAAAUGGUAAUUAUUUAGAUUCCAACUCUCCAAAAACAACCGAGCUCAAUGACGGUUGCCAUAGAAACAAACUUGAAGGAAGGUCAAUAUGCAGACAACAACCCUGCAAUAACAAGGAAAAGCAGAGUCGGACAACUGUUCAAUGGGCAAACAAGCUUCAAUGAUGAUAAAUAUGCAGAUCCGAGCCCUGUAUUCACAAAGAGCAGCAUUGGGAGAAAAAUUGUGAGCCAAACAAGCUUCAAAGAUGAUAAAUUUGCCAACAAUAGCCCUCUGAUAAUGGCUAAGAGCAAUGCUGUCCCACAGGUUGUUAGGCAAACAAGCUUCAACAGAGAUGACAAUUAUACAAACAUCAGUGAUUGGCAAAAGUUUGACGGCUAGUAAGUUCCAAUAACAACAAUAGACACCAGCCUUCCACAUUAUUAGAGAAGCACAAUGAAAGUCAAGUAAACACAAGACAUAGCUCUUCAAUGUUUACAAGGUUUAGCAACCUAGGACAAGGAGGAUAACUGCAGUCAAAUGAACCCGAAGGCUCUCCCAGAGCCAGAGCAGCAAAAGUUGGCUCAAAAGCAAGCCAUGGGAACAAGGCCCUAGAACAUUUGCAGUUGGUGGCUCUGGACAACAAGAAGACACCCAGGAGAAGAAAUAAACUCAAAAAAUAACUUCAGUUUCUUGAAUUCCUUUGAACAAAAAGAUUAAUUUCUGUAUUUUCUUUCCCCUUUCUUUUACAUAAAUAGCAAUAAAAUAGCUUCCUUUUAA
Molecule: messenger RNA, 3026 nt
Organism: Mangifera indica (mango)
Lineage: Eukaryota; Viridiplantae; Streptophyta; Magnoliopsida; Sapindales; Anacardiaceae
Exons: 2
Coding region: 217-2145 (642 amino acids)
Source: RefSeq, a predicted model, not a curated record